Cutaneotrichosporon oleaginosum is the source of this 2401-nucleotide messenger RNA. RefSeq lists its product as uncharacterized. Gene Ontology annotation, molecular function: biotin--[biotin carboxyl-carrier protein] ligase activity. Lineage: Eukaryota; Fungi; Basidiomycota; Tremellomycetes; Trichosporonales; Trichosporonaceae. Gene Ontology annotation, cellular component: cytoplasm. The record is from RefSeq and is a predicted model, not a curated record. Gene Ontology annotation, biological process: protein modification process.
CCGAGCCGACAGUUCCGCCCGGCAUCCGCUUACACACACCCCAAAGUUGAUCUCUUCACGCAUCUCCCUCUCUCAACAUCGCUCUCCAUCUCUCUCUCUCAUCGCCUACGAUGCCCGGUCCCGCUCCGACCGCACACCAAGUGCUUGUAUACUCUGGGCCCGGCGUUUCGCCCCUCAGCCUCAGCCACACGCUCCUCACACUCUCCCUCCUCCUCAUCCCCCACUACACCGUUCAGCCCGUCUCGGCGUCCCUCCUCGCCUCAGAGCCUUGGGAGCAGCAUUGCGCCCUCCUUGUGAUACCUGGCGGGCGCGACCUGCCAUAUGUCGACGAGCUGUCGUCCAAGACCAAGGCCACGACACGCAUUGCCGAGUACGUCCGCGAGGGCGGGCGGUAUCUCGGUCUGUGCGCCGGCGCGUACUUUGCCGCUGCGGAGGUGCAGUUUGACGUGGGCGGGCCGAAGGAGGUGACCGGGAAACGAACACUUGCAUUCUUCCCUGGAGCAUGUGCCGGGCCGACGCACCCCGGGUUCGACUACGGCUCAGAGAGCGGAAGCAAGGCCGUGUCUCUUAUCACGCGUGACAAGGUCCUCGACCUCAUCUACUACAAUGGUGGCGGACACUUUGUCAUGCCCGCCAAGGUGCCGGCUGAAGUCGAGGUAGUCGCUCGCUAUGCCGAACCGCCCUCCCCUGACGCCGACGUCGCCGCCGUCCAGAUCACGCGCGGGAAGGGCAAGGCCCUCCUCCUCUCCGUUCACCCCGAAUACCCGCUGGAGGACCCUCCCGCGCGCGACGCUAUCUCCAAAGUCUCUCCUCAGCCUACGGAACAAGCGGUUGAGGCUGCAGAGGACGGUCGCGUCCAGUGGUUCGCUGACCUCCUCGCCGGUCUCGGACUCCGCAUUCCGAGCCGGGAAGAGGAGCGCGCCGGCGAGGAAGAGCACCUGCUUUUGCACCCCACGCACCCGUCGCCCGUCUUUGCGCUGUCGCACCCUCAACACCCCGAGCUCGCUACGAGUCUGUUGGCAGCGAAGACGAUCCAAGCGAAGCUCAAACCUGGUCGCAACGGCUUCCAGUCGCUGCGCGACGGGAACGACGAGUUCGAAGUGGGCCCCGUAGACGCGGUGCCCGACGUCGCGGCGUUCCUCGCCAAGCGGCGCCGCACGGAACCGGAGUACCCGCCCGCAAUCCAAGAACUCUCGCUCGCGGACUCGACGCCGGCGCCGAAGGCGCCGGACAUGCACGCGCUGACCAAGACGCUCCUCCUGCCCGGCACGGUGUCGUACAGCGCGGGUUGGACGCCGCUGUUCAACUUCAAUACGUACUGGGCUGAGCUAGAUGAUGCCCGUGCGCGCGCCGGCCGCAUGAAGCGCCCCGCGCUCGGCGACCUCAUGCUCUACGGCGAAGCGGUGACAAGCACGCAGACGAUGCUCGACCGCAACCCCGUGCUGCUUGGCGGAUUGCCGACGCUCUCGUUCCUCGCGAGCUUCCAGCUCAGCGGGCGCGGACGCGGGAGCAACGCCUGGCUCUCCCCCGCCGGAUGCUUGCAGUGGAGCAUGCUGCUCACCCUCCCCGCGAGCAUGGUCAGCAAGAUGGUGCUUAUCCAGUACUUGACGGCAUUGGCGGUCGCCGAAGCGGUGGACGAGGACGGGCGCCUCGGCGUACGCAUCAAGUGGCCGAAUGACAUUUACGCGCAAGCUGAGGGCGUUGGUGGCACGGAGGCCGGGGCCGGCAAGAAGGGGCUGGUGAAAAUCGGCGGUAUUCUCGUUAACACGAACUUCAUCGGCGGGCAGUGGCGCAUCGUCGUGGGCACUGGUGUCAACGUCCUCAACGCGCUGCCCACCACCUCGUUGAGCCAGCUGCACAACCUCCUCACGGAACGGGCGGCGCGCAACGCGUCCACUAAGCCCCUCCCCCGGCCGCCUACGAUGGAGGGCACGCUCGCGCGCAUCAUGAGCGUGUUUGAGGCCAAGUGGGCCCAGUUCGUCGACGCAGGCAGCUUUGAGCCCUUCAUGGCGGACUACCAUGCACGCUGGCUGCACUCCAACCAGGAGGUCACGCUCACCACCGUCACGCCUCAUCAGCGCCUCCGCAUCGUCGGCAUCACGUCUGACUACGGGCUGCUGCGCUGCGUGCCCAUCACUUCCAGCUCGAGCAUCUUUGGCCGCGAGACCGGCAACGACGAGUACGUUGAGUUGCAGCCUGACGGGAACAGCUUCGACCUCAUGGCAGGCAUGAUCAAGAAGAAGACGUAGGAGGUGUGGGAGCCGCGCCGGGCGACGCGCCACGCGGCGGGAGUUGCGAUAGCUGCGAAGAUCUAGAUGCAACUUUGUAUUGAGCAUGUCCCCAUACCCCUCUCGGCGGCGCCCGACUGGCCCCUGCAGCCGAAGUGUACAUGCAUCGAUGC